AUGUCCGCGCAAGAUCCUACCCCACUGCCACCGACAACGAUUCUCUCAUCGAAACCUAUCUCCCAGUCAGUCGCACACGACUUCCUCGCCGCAUACUUGGACCGCGCAACCACAGACCCAGCGCUACAACCAAAUGCCGGAAUAAGUGAGCAUGGCCCUGUGUCACGAACAACAGCUGCAGCGCCGAACAUCAUCCUGCAUAAUUUGAAGCGCGUGCAGGCCGGACUUGCUGGGGAAGUGUUGGGUAGGGAUUUGGCAAUUGCGGAAAUGAAGGAGGGUGUGCAGGCUCAAGCUCAGGCACAAAAUGGAAGUGGUGAAGGGUCAUGGGAGGACAAGAAGCAGUUCGAACAGGAGCAAGGAGUUGAGGGAAAUAACGUUAACGCCGGAGGUGAGGAGGCAAUGGAUGUAGAUAAUACCGAGGCUGCGGAUGAGGGGAAUGCGGCGGGGACUCUGGAUAAGGAGGAAAGAAAGAAGUUGAAGAAGGAACGGAGGAAAGCUGAGAAGAAAGCGAAACUGAAGGAGGCAGAUGAGUAG
Molecule: messenger RNA, 534 nt
Organism: Aspergillus puulaauensis
Lineage: Eukaryota; Fungi; Ascomycota; Eurotiomycetes; Eurotiales; Aspergillaceae
Exons: 1
Coding region: 1-534 (177 amino acids)
Source: RefSeq, a predicted model, not a curated record